Polyodon spathula (Mississippi paddlefish) is the source of this 1286-nucleotide messenger RNA. Its product is annotated as ras-related protein Rab-39B-like. The transcript is spliced from 2 exons. Gene Ontology annotation, cellular component: Golgi membrane. Gene Ontology annotation, molecular function: GTPase activity; GTP binding. Lineage: Eukaryota; Metazoa; Chordata; Actinopteri; Acipenseriformes; Polyodontidae. The record is from RefSeq and is a predicted model, not a curated record. The coding region runs from base 104 to 742 and encodes 212 amino acids.
UCUAAGCUGAGGGUGCAAGCCUCUGGCUGUAGCGUGUAUAUGUUCUAGCACAGUAGACUAUAUUUAUUUCUGUUAGUGGAUCUCCCUCACCAGUUAGAAGGCAAUGGACUUCUCUUGGAAUUACAGGUUUGGGAUUAUCAUACUGGGAGACUCGUUUGUGGGGAAGUCGUCUCUGCUGCAGCGCUACACUGAAGGCAUGUUCGACAAGUCCAGGCAGUCUCCAUUGGGGAUUGAUUUUAAAGUAAAGCAUCUGGAAUUUGAACCUGGAAUCUUAAUUAAGCUUCUGCUUUGGGACACAGCCGGGCAGGAGAGAUUCAAGUCCAUCUCCAGAUCCUACAUGAGGAACUCGGUGGGCUGUCUCCUGGUGUUUGACCUCACCAAGAGGCAAACGUUUGAACGCCUCAGAGACUGGUACAUUGAGGUGACCGAUUAUGUGAAGCCGUCAAAGAUGGUCUUUAUACUGAUUGGACACAAAUGUGACUUGGAAGAGGAGAAGCAGGUGUCCAAAGAGGAAGCAGAGGGGCUAGCAAAAGAGCUGGGUAUAACACACUACGUGGAGGCCUCGGCCAAAGAUGACCUGAAUGUGGACUUUGCAUUCGAGAGCCUGACCAUGGAGAUCUAUGAGCUUUAUCAUGCAGGUCGCAUUCCAAUAAGCGAAGGCUGGUAUGGACUGUCAGUUGGGGUUCCUGUGGAUCUACAAAACCCUGAUGAGCCAAAGACUGAAAAACACAGAUGCUGUUGAAAACACCACUUAUAAAAUGUGUGACAACAUACAUUCUUUGGAUAUGUUUUGGCACACAAAACAAACAUAAAAAAAAAAAAAAAGAUUUAAAUAAUUUAAUUUAAAUAAUUACCAGGUUUUUUUUUGUUGUUUUCUCCCCAGAGGAAUGACUCAUAAAUGCAGCAAUAGAUUUAAACAUUCCUGCAACAGCUCAACAAUAUACUGUAUUUCUUUGUCUGUGUUUCUUUGUUUUGUGUGUAUUUUUAUUAUUUUUAAAAUCACUUACAGUAGCAAGCAUCCCAAGAAGUUGUAUGACAACAGUUAAUAUUUACAAACUAAGGUUUAUAGAGAUUAAGUUGCCCCUAACAGUGCCAUGUUAAUUUUGAUACUUCAUUGUAUCACAGAAAGCAACAUGCAAAUAACGUGUUGAAAAGUUUUACAGUAUUUAAUAGUAAUUAUGUUAGAAUUUUUUUUUUUUUUUUUUUUGGUAUGUUUGUUUUUUUCUUGCAUUGCAAGUGCAUUGAAUCUCUAUAAGUGAAUAUUUUUGUAAAAAUAAAUAAACAGU